Messenger RNA from Xenopus laevis (African clawed frog), 1084 nucleotides. Its product is annotated as CD209 antigen-like protein C. NCBI's taxonomy places the organism in Eukaryota, Metazoa, Chordata, Amphibia, Anura, Pipidae. Bases 274 to 852 code for a protein of 192 amino acids. The transcript is spliced from 8 exons. The record is from RefSeq and is a predicted model, not a curated record.
GAGUUGUGGCAUAAAGUUAUAAUAAAACGAUUUUUAGGCUAAGUCUGUCUUUAAUAAUGCUGUUUAAGUCCUUUAUGAUAUAUACUUUGGGAAAAUGCUACUUCAGCAUAUUGAAAGGAAUUAUGAAAAAAAUUAAAAGUUGUGAAAAAAUGGGAAGUAGAAUACAAGUUGAAAUAGCUGCGCAGCUGGGGAGAAGGACAUAGAGCAGGGGUGGCAAGGACUAACCCAACCAACUCAGCUGAGCAGAAGAAAAUUCCAAGUCAGUGGCUCAAGAUGAACAAAGGAAAACACCAAAGCCAGGCUGAAGAUAAUAUAUAUGAGGAUGACUACAUAACAGAACCCACUGAGCCUUCUGUGAGGAUAGAGACUCAUGGAAUACAAGAAAAAUUUUUAUCAAAAUAUUUUAAUCCAGGUGAAAAGUUCAUGGCACAAAAGACACUCCUGUUUGUUCUGGUGAUCUUGUUUAUCCUUGUGUUCAUUUUCCUGAUAAUUCUAACAAGUCUGGUGUCUAUAUAUUACUCUGUUAUUACCAGUCAACUAAAGCAGUCAGAUGAGGCGAAAGCGGAACUUGUGUCACAAAUGAGAAUCAUUAACCAGACUUUUGAACAAACCUGCAGACGCUGCCCCUCUGGCUGGAGAAUGGUGAAUUCAUUUUGCUACUAUUUUUCUACUACUCCCCAGACCUGGGAGGAGGCUAAAACCAGCUGUGCCAAUGCAAACUCCUCCCUUCUUACUGUAGAAGAUGAAGCAGAAAUGGUGAGAUGCUCUUUCCAUCUAGAGAGCUCUGAUGUUAAUUAUUGGUUUGAAGCAGUACUGGAUAGGCAUGUAUCGUACAACUCCAGGCGUAAAUAAGUGGAAAUGGAUCAAUGGCAGGGAUCUCGACUUCAAUUAUUGGUUAAAAAACGAACCCAAUAAUAAUCAAGGGAAGGAGAACUGUGUGGAGACUCGCAAUGAGCGCUUGAAUGAUUAUCCGUGUCAUUUAAAGGAUCCAUAUAUCUGCAAAAAUCCCCAGCGAUAUUGUUAGGAGCUCCCAGUCAUGGCGCUGUAUACUGAAAUAAUAAACAUGCAUGGAUUUAGCAACAAA